AAACAAUUUGAACACGUGACCAAACCCGGAAAUUGCUUAUAUUUAGUCACAGAGAGCUUCGAAUAAACGAAACUUGAAUCGAAAUAAAGUCAUUUAAGUUUGUUUUUUUUGAUUCCGUGGUCAGUAUGAGUGAAGUAUGUGGUGGUAAGCUGCCUACCUCAACGAGGAAAAAAAUCAGGAAGUUCAGUUCCUUGCGCGGUCGGGAGGUGCAGUCGGGAGACUUCUGGGACGUGGUGGUGGUGACCGCCGUGGACGGCGGCCAGAAGGAGGCGUAUGAGGCGCAGAUCAGCGAGAAGAUCGACAGGAGAGAGCUUCCUCUCGGAACCACCUACAAGGUCUUCUCCGACCCUCCUGGACCCAAAAUCGGGAACGGCGGCUCCACCCUGCACGCGCUGCAGCAGCUGAAGUCCGUGUAUGGAGAAGCUCUGAGCAGACUGAGAGUCAUCCUCAUCCAUGCUGGUGGCUUCAGUCAGCGUUUGCCCAGUGCCAGCGCUCUGGGGAAGAUCUUCAUGGCCGUUCCACUGGGUGACCCUAUUUACCAGAUGCUGGAGCUCAAACUGGCCAUGUAUGUGGACUUUCCAUCCAAAAUGAAGCCUGGCAUCCUGGUGACCUGCGCGGAUGACAUCGAGCUUUAUAGCGUAGCCGAGGGGGAGGAGGUCAGGUUUGAUAAACCAGGCUUUACUGCUUUGGCGCACCCCUCUCCGCUCUCUGUAGGAACGACCCACGGCGUGUUUGUGUUGGAUCAACAGGAAACCUCCUCUCAGUCUGAAAUGGAGAAUGUUUCCUGCCUGCGUUUUCUCCACAAGCCGAGCAUCAGACAGAUGCAGGCUAGCGGUGCCGUUUGCAAUCGGAGGAGCGGUCCGAUUCCUGUUUCUGAUGCUGAGUUUGUGUACACAGACAGCGCGUAUUAUGUUGAUUUUGAUACGGCAAACGUUCUGCUGAACCUGCUGAAAGAGCUGGGGCCUUUGAGCUGUGAGAUCGACGCAUACGGGGACUUCCUCCAGGCUCUGGGCCCUGAAGCCACUGUCGAGUACACGAACAACACCGCAAACGUGACCAAGGAGGAGACGAGUCUGGUCAGCGUCCGCCAAAAGAUUUUCAGUCUUCUUCAGGGGACCCCCCUGAACGCAAUACUCCUCAACAACUCCAAGUUUUAUCACAUCGGAACCACGUCAGAGUUCCUCUUUCACCUGACUGAGGAUGAGGAGCUGAGGAGUGAGCUGGGCCUCCUGUCUUCUGCCUUCAGCGUCCACCUGGACCAGAGCUCUGACGGCUACUCUGGCUGCUGCAUCAUGCACAGCGCUCUAGAUUCCAGUUGCUGUGUGGGACCUGGAUCAGUGGUGGAGUACUCCAGGCUGGAAGCCGGUGUUUCUGUCGGUCGGGGCUCCAUCAUCAGCAGCUGCUGGGUUGGUCCAGGCCUCGCCGUGCCGGAUGGGGCCUUCAUGCACUCGCUGUCUGUGAACCACCAGAAGCAAACCGGGUUUGUUACCGUCUUUUUUGGGAUCAACGACAGCUUGAAGCUUUCUGUGGAUGCUGCUGCCUGCAUGGAAGAGCUGAUGUUUUUUGGGACGCGCCUGUCAGAGUGCCUGUCCCUCUGGGAGGUGGACGCCGAACUCCUGAGGUUCUCCAGAGAUCCCUCCAGCUGCAGUCUGUGGAACGCUCGCCUGUUUCCUGUGUGCUCCGAUCAGCAAAGCUCCUUCUCUGCGUCCCUAAAGAUGCUGCAGGCCAUCCUCAGCGGGUCUAGAAGGCCUCUUCCUGCGAAAACACAGCUGCUUUCCAUGCAGGAGUGUCUACAAUGCAAGAAUCUACAGGAGAUGCUGAAGUUCAGGAAAGAUCUACAUGACGAAAUUGUGCUGAAGAGACAGUGAGACAUCCAGCCUUCCAUAUUGUUAGGUCAUGCAUAAAUGUUUGCAUUGUCAGAGCUGCUUUUGUUCUUGAAAUACUGAUAAAUUCAUUCUUUAUGUGGGAAAUGAGGAAUAAGUUAAAGUAAUUAAAAAGAUAUCUGCUUUGUUUGAAAUAUUUUACCUUUAAAGAUUCUUUAUACUAAUUUAGUUUUUUUAUUCUCUGGAUUUGCAAGAAUUUUAUAAUAAAAACUACGAUGCAGAGUUCUUACCCACUGUUCUGUCUUUUUCCCACAAACACAACUAAAUGUUUCUGCAGAAAUAUUUGUUUUCAUACAAAUGUGGACAAAAUGGUUUAUGCUUUAUUUUCAAUAAAAAUUCACAACGGUU
Oryzias latipes (Japanese medaka) is the source of this 2231-nucleotide messenger RNA. It is a transcript of the gene fpgt, whose product is annotated as fucose-1-phosphate guanylyltransferase. Gene Ontology annotation, molecular function: transferase activity, transferring phosphorus-containing groups. Lineage: Eukaryota; Metazoa; Chordata; Actinopteri; Beloniformes; Adrianichthyidae. The record is from RefSeq and is a predicted model, not a curated record.